GUGAAUAUAAAAUUGUCGUACUUGGUAGUGGUAGUGUUGGUAAAACAUCAUUGACUACACAAUUUGUACAAGGAUUAUUUGUUGAAGCAUAUGAUGCAACAAUUGAAGAUAGUUGUCUAAAACACAUAGAAAUCGAUGGACAACAAUGUAUGCUUGAAAUUUUGGAUACUGCUGGAACAGAACAAUUUACUGCUGUGCGAGAUUUAUAUAUGAAAAAUGGUCAAGGAUUUGUACUUGUAUAUUCAAUAACUGCUCAAUCAACAUAUAACGAACUUAUUGAUUUACGUAAUACAAUCCUUGAAGUAAACGAUAUUUCUAAUGUACCAAUGGUAUUAGUAGGAAAUAAAUGUGAUCUUGAAGAUGAACGUAUAGUUGGAAAAGAAGUCGGCCAAGCAUUAGCAAACAAUUGGAAUUCAAUAUUUCUGGAAACAUCUGCAAAACAAAACAUAAAUGUUAAUGAGGUAUUUGUUGAACUUGUUCGUCAAAUAAAUAAACUAACAACAGUAAAUAAAGAUAAAACAACGAAAAAUAAAAAUUCUAGUGAGACCAGUAAUACAAAUCCAUCAGCAUCAGAUAUAACGAAGGAUGUUGAUAUCUCACAAACAAAUGAACCAAAGAAAACAUCUGUUUCAAAAAAUCAACAUUUUUGUAUACUUCUAUAA
Rotaria sp. Silwood1 is the source of this 662-nucleotide messenger RNA. NCBI's taxonomy places the organism in Eukaryota, Metazoa, Rotifera, Eurotatoria, Philodinida, Philodinidae. The record is from the annotation of a GenBank genome assembly.